CAGAUCCAGUUAGAGUGUUCAGAGAUGCUUUUUGUGGCCUUAGAUCAAGUUCAUAGCUACUCCAUUCUGCUUCCUCCUGUAGGAUGUAAACUGAAAAAAGCAAUUUCUGUAAUGAUGCUUGUUCUUAACUAUGCAUGCUCAUUUACUACCAGUGUACGGUCACAAGAUUGGAGGUGUGAACACUGUAUUUUUGGUGUUCCGCAUCACACCACAGCAAUGGUUGUAUAAGGUUUAACAAGAACUCACGUCAUUAGCAUGCCUCAUUUACUCCCAGCGUUUUCAUGCCAAUAAUAGGAUUCGUGUCCUUAAAGCAGGUUACCAGAUUUUUUUUAUCCAAUGACAGGCUUUUCUGAGAAGAUUGUAGAACUUAUCUAAGAUUACUAUGUUUUCAAAGCCUAGGCAAAUUGCACAGUCAAAGGGAGUACUCCAGAUAAGCAAACUAGGCAGUAAUAAAGCCAAUGAAUGCCUUGCACGUUUUAUUUUGCACCAGGAUUUGGAAUCCAGGUACCUGAUCACUUUUUUUUAUUCUAAAGGGCCUGAGGUUUCGUUUUCCCAGCAGAUGGUGCUGCUUUGCUGUGUAUUGGAGAUACCAUGGUUCAUCUUUCUGUCCCUGCAGUGUGUUGGUCUUCCAAGUACUACUGCAGAGGGGACUGGUAAUAGGAGUCUUGUGACUCACCUGGUAUUGAUAGAGCUUGGUGGAACCAUCCAGAAUGUCUGUCUGUGCUGGAAUGGCAGGCUCAAGUGUUUGUCAGACGUCCCACAGACUAUAAAUGAGGUGCAGCGUGGAUAGUUGCAGAAAUCAGACAGGAACAAAUCGCAAGCCAGGGCACCUGCAUCAAGCAGAUUUUGUGUUCAUGCUGUUAUUUAUUUAUUUAUUUACUUACUUAUUUAUUUUAUAAAUCUUUAGUUGCCUGUUGUUCGAGUAGGUUCAGCAACCAGAAAAAGAAAACAAAAACCCUACUCCUGGGUGAUUUUCGCAAAAUGAAAGUUUUAAUUUGGGGUGAAGCUAUGUUUAAACGUAACGAGUGUCAUGGUGGUGUGGGGCACUUUGACGACUACAGUGCACACUUCUCGUUCCGAAUCCCACCAAAUGCCUAACUAUACAUAUUGGUCGAGCUGUGAUCUAGCACAGUGUUUUUUUUUUUUUACUUAUUGGAUUGAUUAGUGUGAACUGAUGACCGAUGAUUUAUGCAGCUAUGUGGAAACCCAGAGGAAACCUAAUAAGUCAAGUACAAACACUAUAUGGCCAAUAGUAUGUGGAUACCUGACUAUCACACCCAUAUGUGGCUCUCCCUCAAACUGUUGCCAUGAAGUUGGAAGCACACAAUUAUAUAGGAUACUGUAGCAAUACAAUUUCCCAUAACUGGAACUACCCCAUAUAAAUCAAGCUCCAUUAAGACACAGUUAGCCAAGGUCGGAGUGGGAGAACAGUCGUGACCUCCUCAGAGCCCUGACGUCAACCCCACUGAACACCUCUUGGAUGAAUAAACAUGCGAACUGUGUCCCAGGAUUCCUCACCCGACAUCAGUGACAUCACUAAUGCUCUUGUGGCUGAAUGAGCACAAAUCCCAACAGCCACGCUCCAAAAUCUAGUGGAAACCCUUCCCAGAAGAGUGGAGGUUUUAUUAUAACAGCAAUGGGGAACUGAAUCUGGAAUGGUUUAGUGGCUACCAUUUUUAGCUUAGUAAACCAUGGGAUUUGGUAGCAUGCUGGAACUUUCAAUGCUGGUGGGCUAAUUAAUAAUUUUUACUGUCUGGGAUUAUAUUUGUAGUUAUUUGUAAAAAAGUGAUUGCACACAUCAGUUUGUAGUCAGUGGCAUUGUUAUCAUUACUGAAGUAAUUGGACAGGUUCUUAAGCCUUGUAUUUUUCCACCAUUCUUGCAUUAUUAAGAUGUACUUCAUAGCCACUCAACACGCUAAGUCAGCUUACUAAGAGGCUUUACCACACUCCUAAUCAAACCGAACCGUGGGGUGCGAGAUAAAGAACCCAGGCUGAAGGCGGAUUCACCAAGUAUGAUGUUUGAUUCAUAUAAAGGCAUCUCUGCUUGGGGUCUUAACAGGUUUACAGGUAGUUUACAUACCCUGUGUAGAAUGACAUCAUGCUGCUAGGUGCUUUUAUAGCAGUUUCUGUGUAAUAAAACGAAUGAUAGCUACAUGAACACUCGUACCAGGCACUGAAACUACUUUAAUGGAUGGCAAUAAAAAAAAAAAAAUUCCCUCCCUGUCCGACUGAAUAUAACCCUUCAAGGAAACUAGAUCAAAUUAUUUCGAGUUCAGUUUAGCCAACCAAUAGCUGGGCAAUAUGAUGAUAUUAUAUUGAUAUACUAAGUUAUAAAUUUGCCACAGUACACUUUUCUGAGAUAUUGCGGAUAUUGUCAGUAUAUUUAUAACAGUUUUAUAUUCAUAUUUAUUUAAAAAAAUGUUUAUUGUAGGUGUUUUUAUUAUAUCGCCCACCCCAGCUGAACCUAUUUUUGUUUGGGAUGGGAGGUGUAGAAGGUCGUAGCGCAUAUUAAAAUUCUGAAAUCGUGCUUUGUAUUUGGAGUUCUGUAUUUCAAGCUGAGGUGGUGUUUAUUCUGUUUCUAAUGCUGUGCUUUUUAAUGUGGAGCAGUAUGCUGCUUUAUCAGUGAUCCGAGCUUCAAGUGUUAUCUCUGAGGAUUGCAGGAGUCUUGUCAUAGUACAGAGGUCCAGUCAGAGUCUCUUGCGAGUGUUGCACAUUGCUUCAUACGACAUGUGGAAGUGUGACUGCAGCGUGUGUGCUCUGUCAUGGCCUGUGCCGGGAGUGUGCUCGCUGUCAUGGUGGAUCGUCUAGAGGUGUCUGGCUUGGCCGCGUCCCCGAACGCUCUGUCCAGCAGCUCAGAUGGCGGUGGUGCGUACGGCAUAGACUCGGUGGACAGUACUCCCGACCCGCAGCGCACCAAACAAGCCAUUUCACAGCUGCAGCAGAAGAUCCUCAAGCUCACGGAGCAGAUCAAGAUCGAGCAGACGGCACGUGACGACAACGUAGCCGAGUACCUGAAGCUGGCCAACAAUGCUGACAAACAGCAGAGUGCACGCAUCAAGCAAGUAUUUGAGAAGAAGAAUCAGAAGUCAGCACAGACCAUCCAGCAGCUACAGAGGAAGCUGGAGCAUUACCACCGCAAGCUGAGGGAGGUGGAGCACAACGGAAUCCCGCGCCAGCCCAAAGACGUGCUGCGUGACAUGCACCAGGGCCUGAAGGACGUCGGCGCCAAGGUGACCGGAGGUCUCUCCAGCUUCUCCCAGGCCACUCACUCAGCUGCAGGCGCUGUUGUUUCGAAACCCCGUGAGUUCGCCUCGCUCAUCCGCAACAAAUUCGGCAGUGCGGACAACAUCUCGUCCCUAAAAGACUCUCUGGACGAGACGCAGGGUGACGAGGCCAUGCCAGGUGUGGUACCAGGGCCCGGGGCAUCAGCCACUAGAGCCCUAGCACCUGGACAUUUGCAGUCCAGCCCCAAGUACGGCAGCGAGGACGACUGCUCGAGCGCCACAUCAGGCUCGGCAGGUGCCAACAGCACCACCGGAGCCCCCGGAGGACCCCCGAGCUCUAAGGGCAACAUGCUGGAGCAAGGCCAGGCCUCAGGGCUUGACACUCUGUUUCAUGAGAUCCAGGAGUUGCGGGAGAACCAGAGCCGGCUGGAGGAGUCGUUUGAGAAUCUGAAGAGCCACUAUCAGAGGGAUUACACGCUUAUCAUGCAAGCCCUGCAGGAGGAAAGAUACAGAUGUGAACGUCUAGAGGAGCAGCUGAAUGAUCUCACAGAGCUCCAUCAGAAUGAAAUUCUCAACCUGAAGCAGGAGCUGGCCAGCAUGGAAGAAAAAAUCGCGUACCAGUCUUAUGAACGGGCCAGGGACAUACAGGAGGCGCUGGAGGCCUGCCAGACACGCAUCUCGAAGAUGGAGCUUCAGCAGCAGCAGCAACAGGUGGUACAGUUGGAGGGGUUGGAGAACGCCACGGCACGCACCCUGCUCGGCAAGCUCAUCAACAUUCUGCUGGCUGUCAUGGCUGUCCUGCUGGUGUUCGUGUCGACGGUGGCAAACUGUGUGGUCCCGCUUAUGAAAACACGCAGCCGCACGCUUUCCACGCUGCUCCUCGUCAUCCUCCUGGCCUUCCUCUGGAGGAACUGGGAGGCCAUUUCACAGUACCUGGACCGUUUCUUACUGCACUCGAGAUGACCUGCACGGAAAGAGAUAUCGGCUUUAUGAAGGGAAAGAAAGGACGGGGCCUGUCGAAGGGCCCGGAGACAAACGCACUGCCUCAGCCACUAUAAGCUCCAGACGAAGGAGCGCAACGGGGAGCGCAAGAGAGAGCUCACUGAUGAUUUUGAUGCUUUGUUCCUUACUCAAGAGUGAAUUUGUUUACAUUUUGAUGAAGAUCUUUUUUUUUCUGUCUACUGAAAAAAAAAAUUGUAAUGCAGAGUUGUUGUUUUUUUUUUUGGUUGUUUUUUUUUUUGGUUUUUUUUCCUUUGGUGUUGAAAGUGAUGCAAGUUGUGUUGCUUGAUGUCCUUGUAUAAUUAUAGUAAGAGUAUAAAAUUUAUGCAAAUAACCAGGAUCUGGUUUUGCGGCACUGAAAUAACACUGGACUGUGUCGAGUACAAACAGGAUGACGUUCUCUUCAUCAGCAUAGCCUUCAUCACUAUCAUCACUCAGCUUGUUUCCCUUUCUAAGCCAUGCAGUCUGCUUUUACUCUCUUCCUUCACCAUAAUUUCCUCUCUCUCUCUUUUUCUCUCUGUCUCUCUCACUAUGCACAUCUGUCUUUCUCUAAAUCUCUCUUUCUCCCUGCUGCGGUGUGCCCUAUUCCUAUUCCUCUUUCUUAUGACCCUUUGCCGCUGACAGGACUUCUGCACAAUCAUCACUGGAAGAAAUGGCUUCAGCUUGUGCAAGUGAGUUUUGCGUUUGAUUAGCUGGGCUGUACUGGACCGGGCCACGGAAUAAGAAAGUUCUUGGCCUAUCAAAGACCCAGGCUUCCCUGCCUUUGCUUCUCUAGCCCUGCCCAUUUUGCCCCCUGUUGGCCUGCUCUGAUCGAGGCACUGCCUCCAACCUAUAAACAGUAUGAACAUACUUGAAGAGCUUGAAAGGCUCAAAGACUAUCAGUGCUUCCGUACUGUUUCUUAUAGCGACAAUGAAAUAGUCCUUUUUAGUUUUUAUUUUUUAAAAAUUAAAUGAAUAAACGGGCCAUUUUAAAAGUGAA
Messenger RNA from Ictalurus punctatus (channel catfish), 5202 nucleotides. It is a transcript of the gene tmcc1b, whose product is annotated as transmembrane and coiled-coil domain family 1b. The record is from RefSeq and is a predicted model, not a curated record. The transcript has 5 exons. NCBI's taxonomy places the organism in Eukaryota, Metazoa, Chordata, Actinopteri, Siluriformes, Ictaluridae. Bases 2763 to 4187 code for a protein of 474 amino acids. Gene Ontology annotation, cellular component: endomembrane system.